Molecule: messenger RNA, 1771 nt
Organism: Sorex fumeus (smoky shrew)
Lineage: Eukaryota; Metazoa; Chordata; Mammalia; Eulipotyphla; Soricidae
Gene: PHF21B
Product: PHD finger protein 21B
Exons: 13
Coding region: 190-1623 (477 amino acids)
Source: RefSeq, a predicted model, not a curated record
CAUGCGCCGGGCCGCGCCCGCAGCCCGGGCACCCGGCGCAACUUGCCGGGCGGCUUGAGGAGUUGGGGUCCCCCCGCGCGCCGGCCCCGGGCUGGGGAGUGGGCGCGCGUGCGUGGCCCCGCCAGCCCCCUGCCCCUGUCCCCGCCGGGGCCGCGGCCAAAGUGAGCGCAAGUGCGGCCAAGUGGCGGGAUGGAGCUGCAGAGCCGGCCCGAGGCGCUCGCCCUGGAGCUGGCGCGCCCCCAGAACGGAGACCUCAGCAAGCUCCACGAACGGCAGCCCCGGAUCGCGGCGCUCAGCGACAAACAAGCUCUGGGAACCGUCUCGGCCGUGCCCGGCGUGGGCCUCCCCGUCAGCUCCCUGCAGCGGUUGGCCGGGCACGGAGCGGCAGUGCUACCUCAGGUCAGGCCAAAGACUCUGAUCCCGGACAGCCUCCCCGUGGCGCCGGGCCGCGAGCGGCCCCCCAAGCAGCCCCCGGCGUUCCCCAAGGGCACCGUGGUCAGCAUCAAGAACCCCAGCCCCGCCCUCCCCACUGCCAACAACACCGUGAGCCAUGGGUCGGCGCCCGCCGGGCAGCCCCAGGCCCUCGCCGAGCCCGCGGCCGUCGGCUGUCCCCUGAGUGGCGCCGGGGUGGCCUACGCCAUCAUCUCCAGCACCCCCAGCAAUGCCGCCGCCGCCGCCGUGGCCCCCGGCUCCGCCGUGGCCGUGCUCAGAGACGGCCUCAAAGUGCAGCCGCUUCUCAUCAGCACCGACAGCAAGGUCAUCAUUCUCCAGCCUCAAGUGCAGACGCAACCCGAGGGCUCAGCCCAGCCCCGGCCGCCCUCCGACGAGCCACCCCAGGGAGCCCCGGAUGAGCAGCCCCCGGGCCAGGAGACCCCCGAGAAACUCGCCUUCAUGGUGGCGCUAGGCCUGGUCACGACGGAGCACCUGGAAGAGAUUCAGAGCAAACGUCAAGAGCGUAAGAGGAGAAGCACAGCCAACCCGGCCUACAGCGGCCUCCUGGAGACAGAGAGGAAGCGGCUGGCGCCCGGCUGCCUUGGCACCCCGCUGUCCCUCACAGCCAGAGCCAAUGAGGAGCCCUGCUGGAAGAGUGAACUCGCCCACGAUGAGCACUGUGCUGUGUGCAAGCGAGGGGCCGACCUCCAGCCGUGCAGCACCUGCCCGGGGUCCUACCACCUCAGUUGCCUGGAGCCCCCCGUCAGGACUGGGCCCAAGGGGCUGUGGAAGUGCCCCAAGUGCCAGCAGAAGGCCUUAAAGGACGAGGGCGUGCCCUGGAGCGGGAUGCUGGCCGCCGUGCACUCCUACGUCACCCACAAGACAGUCAAAGAAGAGGAGAAGCAGAAGCUGCUGCAGAGGGGUGGUGAGCUGCACGCCGAGCGCCAGCAGCUGGAGGCGCGAGACCGGCGCCUGGCCUCGGCCGUGAAGAAAUGCCUGGAACUGAAGAGCAGCCUGCUGGCCCGGCAGCGGGGGGCCCAGUCCACCCUGGGCCGCCUGCGUGCGCUCCUGCGGCUGAUCCGGGGCACCGUGACCAGUGCCAGCCCCGCCCCACUGCUGCCCACGGCCUGGACCAAGCCGGCCACGCUGCCUGUGCACUCAGUCCUACCGCACCCCCCGGGCCACAACUGAUGCCCCGGAAAGCCACUGGGACGCUCGGCACCAGGCCCGGGGGUCCCGUCCGCCUUAACUCAGAAAUGCUGUGAAUUCCAGACACGAACUGCCGCUGGCCGGCCGGGGCGCGGGAGGUGGGCUCGGGGGCCCGGGGAGGGCGCCCCUG